CUCUUCUCUAUCGCAGAGACGUUCCGAACCGCGCGGUCGCUCUCUCUCUCACGAGAAAGCUCGGGUAAAGCCAAGAUCCACGGAAGGUUUCCACCCCUUUCCCCUUUUCUCCGCCCUCCACGUCCCUAUCCAAUGCCGAGAUCCACGUUCCAAAGUCAGAAAGCCAAGUAGCUGAAUCGUGGGCGGAAUGAUGGAGAGGAAGAAGUAUCCGAUCCGCGCGGAGGAUUACGAGUUGUUUGAGACCGUUGGAGAGGGUGUUAGCGCCGCCGUCCAUCGCGCUCGCUGCAUUCCCUUUGAUGAGAUCGUGGCGAUCAAGGUCCUUGAUUUUGAGAGAAAUAACAGCGAUCUUAAUAACAUCUCGCGUGAGGCCCAGACUAUGAUUUUGAUUGACCAUCCUAAUGUUCUCAAGGCACAUUGUUCCUUUGUCAAAGAUCAUAAUUUGUGGGUUGUCAUGCCAUAUAUGGCUGGCGGCUCUUGUCUUCAUAUAAUGAAAUCUAAUUAUCCUAAUGGUUUUGAGGAGGUUGCCAUCGCAACAGUUUUACGUGAAGCAUUAAAAGGCUUGGAGUAUCUUCACCGUCAAGGGCAUAUACAUCGCGAUGUUAAGGCUGGAAAUAUUUUGGUUGAUGCACGUGGGGAAGUGAAACUUGGAGAUUUUGGGGUUUCUGCUUGCCUCUUUGAUUCGGGUGACAGGCAACGGAUGAGGAAUACAUUUGUGGGGACGCCAUGCUGGAUGGCACCUGAGGUGAUGGAACAAAAAAACGGUUAUGAUUUCAGGGCAGAUAUCUGGUCUUUCGGAAUAACUGCUUUAGAGCUUGCUCAUGGGCAUGCUCCUUUUUCAUCUCAACCUCCAAUGAAGGUCUUGCUCAUGACGUUGCAAAAUGCUCCCCCAUCCCUUGAUAGUAAGAAAGAUAAGAAGUUUUCAAGGUCUUUUAAGCAUAUGAUUGCUAUGUGCUUGGUAAAAGAUCCUUCAAAAAGGCCUACUGCAGAAAAGCUGUUAAAACAGCCAUUCUUCAAGCAAGCAAGAUCCCAUGAUUACAUUGUUCGGAAAAUUUUGGAGGGAUUGCCUUCUCUUGGUGAUCGCUUUCAAGCAUUAAAGCAUAAGGAAGCUGAGUUAUUUGCACAAAAGAAAAUGCUGGAUGGGGAAAAGGAGGAGAUGUCGCAGAAUGAAUACAAAAGGGGAAUCAGUAGUUGGAAUUUUGACAUUGAAGACUUAAAGGCUCAGGCUUCGCUGAUUCGAGAAAAUGAGGACAAUGUUCCAGGUCGAGAUCCACAAGGAUGCCCAAAUUCUUUGUUUGAGCUUGAACCUUUGCAUGAAAGCAUGCCAUUAGGCAUGCCCCCUAUCACAAUAUGCUCCACUAAGGAUGAUGUUGAUGUUGAUAAUGAUGGAAAUCUGCAGAAAAAAGUAGAUCCCCUUCCAUCACCUGAACAUUCUGCAAAAUUUCGAAGAGUCAGAUCCAAUAUUUCUGAAAGUGAAUAUAUUUUAAAUGGUCAAAAUUCUCAGCAGUUCCAUGGCAAUGAUAUAGAAAAUACUGCAAAUCAUGAGUUAGAUAAUAAUGAAAAGCAUUGGGACAAUAUUCUCUUGCACUCUUGCCAUGAACAAAAGCUCUCAACCAGCUCAUGCUCAUCAGACAUUAUUCCAUCAUGCAAGGGAGAAAGUGUGAAGCAACAUAAUCUGCUCCAAAAUACAGAAAAUUGUAAUGGCUGGGCUUGUCACACAGCAGCUGACUUGCCCAUUGAACCAACACACAAAGCGUCCAAGUCAGCAGCAUCAAAUGCUGAAGAUAUUGACGAUAAAUCAAAGGCUCCAGUGGUGCAGCAAAGGGGGCGUUUUAAAGUGACAUCUGAGAAUGUUGAUUUAGAUAAGGCUCUUCCAUCUCUCAGUCUACCAAAGAGUCACAGUGUGCAGGUGAUUACUCAGCUUCCUUCAAGCACUCUACCAUCACCAUCUGAUGCUGCCCCAACUGUUCCUGGCUGGUCGCCUUUACCGCAGUUGCAUUAUAUGUUGCAGACAAACAUUCUUCAAAGAGAUAAUGUCCUUAAUUUGAUGAAGCAAGUGAGUACUGGUGACUCAUCAGCUACUCGUCCAGCUGAGGGUGUAUACAUAGCGGCAUCUACCCCUACAACUGAGAAGACUUUGCUGGAAGCAUCACAUGAAAGGGAGAAAGAGCUAUUACAGGAUAUCACUGAUCUGCAGUGGAGGCUUAUAUGCACCCAAGAAGAACUACAAAGGCUUAAAACCAAAAAUGCUCAGGUUUGAUGCAGAUGUCACAGCUCCACAAACCCAAAUAAAGCAGGGACAAGAUGCAGAAGCAAGGCUGUUAGACAUGAAGUGUUAAAGGAUAAUAAUGGGGCUAAAAAUAUUGAUGUCCUGUUGUAACUAGGAAUUACUCGAGGGUACAUCCUGCUAUGUGUUUUAUGACCUACAGUAGCACAGCAGUGGCUUGUAGAGUAAUUCAAUGCGUGACUUCGCAUGAUUGAAUGGUUGAAUACUUGUAGUAAUGCUCUCCAAAACGUGUAUAUAUAUUCUGUUUGGUUUCGCGUCA
This is a messenger RNA of Elaeis guineensis (African oil palm), 2543 nucleotides long. The record is from RefSeq and is a predicted model, not a curated record. Lineage: Eukaryota; Viridiplantae; Streptophyta; Magnoliopsida; Arecales; Arecaceae.